UCACUCACUCUCUUCCCCGGCCAACUCUAACCCCCUGGACUUUCUACACCUUUUUUUUUUCUCCCUUUCCUUUCCCUCUCUUCUUUUCUCUCCCGCGUCCUGGGUUUUCUACGACUUCACUAAAUCUUCUUUUACGACACUUUUUUUUUUUUUUUUUUUCCCUCUUUUCCUUCGAAUUGAUCACCUCAGGGGUACAUAAUCCGACAAGAUGGCCGAUAUGAGCGGCGAACAGAUGCAGGCCAAAAUCACCGCAGCCCGGCGCGAAGCUGAACAGCUCAAAGACAAGAUAAAGCGCAGAAAGGAUGAAUUGGCAGACACCUCCCUCCGUCAAGUUGCACAAAACCAGUCCGAGGCUUUGCCCCGGAUCGGGAUGAAGCCACGCCGGACACUCAAGGGCCAUUUGGCUAAGAUUUACGCCAUGCACUGGUCGACUGACCGCCGCCACCUCGUUUCCGCCUCGCAAGAUGGAAAGCUCAUUAUCUGGGACGCCUACACCACCAACAAAGUCCAUGCGAUCCCAUUGCGGUCGUCGUGGGUGAUGACUUGCGCCUACGCCCCCAGUGGAAACUAUGUCGCUUGUGGUGGUUUGGAUAACAUUUGCUCAAUCUACAACCUGUCGUCCCGCGAGGGCCCAACCCGUGUCGCCCGCGAGCUGUCUGGUCAUUCGGGUUACCUGUCCUGCUGCCGUUUCAUCAAUGAUCGCCGUAUUCUUACCUCAUCCGGUGAUAUGACCUGUAUGCUGUGGGAUAUCGAGACUGGCUCAAAGGUGACCGAGUUCGCCGACCACCUGGGCGACGUCAUGUCCAUCAGCAUCAACCCGACUAACCAGAACGUCUUCGUCUCGGGUGCUUGUGAUGCUUUCGCUAAACUGUGGGAUGUCCGUACUGGUAAGGCCGUCCAGACCUUUGCUGGACACGAGUCCGACAUCAACGCCAUCCAAUUCUUCCCCGAUGGAAACGCUUUCGGUACCGGUUCCGAUGACACCACCUGCCGUCUUUUUGACAUCCGUGCCGACCGCGAACUCAACACCUACCAGAGUGACCAAGUGCUGUGCGGUAUUACAUCUGUUGCUUUCUCCGUUUCUGGACGAUUAUUGUUUGCGGGUUACGAUGACUUUGAGUGCAAGGUCUGGGAUGUCCUGCGGGGUGAAAAGGUUGGCUCUCUGAGUGGUCACGAGAACCGUGUCAGCUGUCUUGGCGUUAGCAACGACGGCAUCAGUUUGUGUACUGGAUCUUGGGAUUCUUUGCUCAAGGUCUGGGCCUGGUAAACAAAUUCAGAACCAAGAUACCCCCGUCGCCAAUCCUUUGCAACGUCAUCAUUCAAACGCCUUUCAUUCUUCUUUUCUUCAUUUUUAUUCCCCUCUCUUCCUUGGUUAUUUCUCAUACCGAUGGGUUAAACGUUCCGCCAUUGUACGAUAAUUCUUAUUGACCGAGUAACCGCUCGGCCGCUUUACCAUAAUAUGCUAUUUGGGUGGGAGAAGAUGGACGAACGCCCGAGAAUCCGAGGUGGUCAGUCGGCGACGAUUACGCGCAAAGACAUCGGAUAGAAGCGAUAUACAUAGCGAUCGAUUUGGCGUUUGUCGACAAAACUCGGAUGAUUUUGGUCUUCCCCCUUUCUAUUUUUUACCAUUUUGUUCAUUACCCUCAUAUUCCCUUUA
Molecule: messenger RNA, 1657 nt
Organism: Aspergillus ruber CBS 135680
Lineage: Eukaryota; Fungi; Ascomycota; Eurotiomycetes; Eurotiales; Aspergillaceae
Product: WD40 repeat domain-containing protein
Exons: 5
Coding region: 209-1267 (352 amino acids)
Biological process (GO): G protein-coupled receptor signaling pathway
Cellular component (GO): cytoplasm; heterotrimeric G-protein complex
Molecular function (GO): protein binding; signaling receptor complex adaptor activity
Source: RefSeq, a predicted model, not a curated record